GCCGCCGCCCGGGAUCAUGGCCGCGCCCGGGACCGCGCCGCCCGCCGUAGCAAGAGGAGGUGACGUGAAGAUGGUCUCCCGGCGGAAGGCGAUGCGUUGGGAUCAGAAACGGGCGUGAGGUGGCAGGAGUCAGGACGUGACGGGGAAGAAUUUCUGCUAACACAUAUGGUCCCCUCUGAAACCAUGCCCGAAAUGACCGAGAAUGAAACUCCCACCAAGAAACAGCACCGAAAGAAAAACCGGGAGACGCACAAUGCAGUGGAGAGGCACCGGAAAAAGAAAAUCAAUGCUGGGAUAAACCGCAUUGGGGAGCUCAUCCCCUGCUCCCCUGCACUGAAGCAGAGCAAGAACAUGAUCCUGGAUCAAGCCUUCAAGUAUAUCACGGAGUUAAAGCGGCAGAACGAUCAGCUUCUCCUCAACGGAGGCAACAACGAACAAGCGGAAGAGAUCAAGAAGCUCCGGAAGCAACUGGAUGAGAUCCAGCGGGAAAACGGCCGCUACAUCGAGCUGCUCAAGGCCAACGACAUCUGCCUGUACGACGACCCCACCGUGCACUGGCGAGGCGCCCUGCGCGGCCCCAAGGUGUCUGUGCUCAUCCCAGGGGACCCGGCGCCCAAGAACAUCAUCGUCUGUUCGCACGGGGGCCAGCCUGUGCCCAGCGGCCCCACUACCCCGGCCCAGGGCAUCACCUUUGGCCUUGGUCACGGCCUACAGAAGCAGACGGCCAAUGUGGUGCCUGUGCCGCGGGCAGGUGGUCCCGCGGCACCCGGGUCCGGUCCCCGCGAGGACAAGCCGCGGCGCCGGAGCCCGCCACCGGUCCCCUCCGCCCCCGCUCCCUCCCAGGAGGCCCUGCGGCCUCCCACCUCAGACGGGAGCCGGGACACCUUGCCCCAGAGUGGCCGAGGGGCAGCUCCCCAGAGUCCCCGGCCCCCGGAGGGCGGCAUCUCCUGUGGAACCGCCCGGGCCCCGAGCCCCCAGGAAGCGGCCAGCCACAGUCGGGCGGCGUCGGGCCCGGACCUCGCCGGCUCCCAGCCGACCCGACCCCUGGCCCCAGGCCCGUCCCCUCCGGCCGAUGGGGGCCAGAAGGCAGGUCCGGCGGGUGGUCCCGGUGCAGCUGAGGGGGCUGCGGCCGGAGGUGCGCAGGCCACCGGCCCUUUGGCCGGCUCCUGGCCCCUCCCCGGCACUCUGUCUGCUGCAGGCCUUAGUACAGGUGACUCAAAGAGCCCAGGCAGCACCCAGACCACGUGGUCCACCCUGCAGCUGGCUGGGAGCACCAUCCAGCCACUAAGCCAGACCACCAGCGGGCAGACGCCCACACCUCUUCCGAGCCCUGCGCCUGCCCCCCUCCCUUUCUCCACGGACAAGCAGCCUGCCGACCCGGGGGCUGGGAGCCUGACCUGUCCAUCCCUCCCAGUGCUCUCCACCCAGGCCGUCGCCCCGCCCCCGGCCACCGCCCCACCUCCGCCUGCCGCCCCACCCCCGGCCAUCGCCCCACCCCCAGCCGUCGCCCCCACCCCGCAUGUCACCAAACUCUCAGCUGUCGCCCCAACCCCAGCUGGCAUCCUACCGCUGAAUCCAGCCAUGCAGGUCAUCCAGGUGGCCCCGCCGGCUGGGGCGACCAUGGGCGCGGCACCGCUCAACCCCAAUGUCAUCAUCCUCCAGCCCCCGAGUGCCGCCCCGGGGGCCCCCGGCCUAAGACCGGACGCCCCCGGCCAACCACUGGGGCAGCAGAUCGUCAUCAUCCAGGCUGCGGCCAACCAGAGCCCCCUGCCCCUAGUGACGGCGGCCCCCGGCACCGCCCGAGUGCCCGGUGGGGGCUCUGGGCUGGUAGUGGGUGCCGGCGGCACAGGGCAGGGACUCUCCGGCCCCCAAACCUUCGGAGGGAAGCACCUGGUCCAUAUCCUGCCCCGGCCCGCGUCUCUGUCAUCCACCAGCCUCUCCGUGACGGUGACCAGCCAGCCACCUCCGCCGCCCCCACCUCCUCCGCCGCCCCAGACCAUAUCUCUGAACGGGCAGCUGUUUGCCCUGCAGCCAGUGACGCCGUCUUCGGGACCCGCCGGCCAGGCGGCCAUGCAGAUCAUUCAGCCUACCACCAGCGAGGACCCCCACACCAACGUGGCACUGAAUGCUUUCGGAGCACUGGCCAGCCUCAACCAGAGCAUCUCCCAGAUGGCCGGGAACAGUGGCGGCUCGGCGGUCCCUGCCCCCUGCGCUCCUCCCCCCUCUUCUGCUCCGGCCUCCAGGCCCCCCGAGAAGGCCUCUGGCCUCUCCCUCGCCACCCCCGGAAGGGCGCUUCCUGGAAGCAAGACCAAGAGGACGAGCAAGAGGCUGGGCCCCAGGAGGCAGGGGGCUGGUAAGGUGGUGGGCUCGGGGGGCUCCGCCCGAGGGGGCGAGGGGAAGCCUGAGCUGGCCAACCCCGAUGGGCCCCCGGCACUCUCACCUUGUCACGGGAGGCAAGACAGUGGGCCCGGGGUGUUGCCCGGCACCAGCGGGAGCAUCCCCGACUGCGCAUCGCUGGAGGGUUUGCGGUCUGAGCCGGCGGCACCUAGCUCCUCGCCGCAGCCCGGCACCACGCCCAGUCAGUCCACGAGAGACCCGGGCCCGUCGCCUCCUGACCCCAAGGCGCCGGUCAGUCUACCCCCGCCGAGGGACUCCCAGGCAGGAGCUCCGGCCGAGGCCGGGACGUCCCAGUCCUCUCCCUGCUGUGUUUCGGGUGUCUCCGCCACCCCGCCCCCCGCAGACCCCCCAGGGUCUGGUCCGGCAGCGCCAGGGGCAGUAAUGUCCAGUCCCCCUGGUGCAGAGCACACCCACGAGGCCUCCGCGGUGGCAGCGGAAUCCUGCACCAUCCGGACGGAUGUGACAGCCACGGUGCCCGUCCCGGCCCCGGAGUCGGUAGCUGGAUUCCCAGGGCUGCCGUCUGACCUUCCCGGGGGAACGGGUCAGCAGAUGCCCUCCCAGUUGGACCCCUCCCCCGCCUCUCUCGAGAACUCAACACCAGCUGAGCCAUGCGCCGGUCCUGCCCCGUCAGAUUUGAGGGUGGCGGGUGGCGGGGACUCACCAUCCGGCCCCGGGGUCCUCGGCGGCGCCCUCCCGGCCGGGCGCCAGGAGGACUCUUCCCUGGCGGCGGGCCCUGGGGGCAGCCGUGGCUUCUCGGUGGCCUCCAUGCUCCCCGAUCCAGCCCGUGGCGUCAGUGGCAGCUCGUCCACCGCGUCUGGUGAGGGCUGUCUCUUCCGGGAGCCUACAGACAUCGUGGCUCUGGCCGCCCGAGCGAUUUUUGACCCAGAGAAUCCGAACCAGGGCAGAACAGGAGUGCGGACUGAUGGGCGGGACGGUGCCCCGCGGCCACCGGCCGGAGCCACCCCAUUCGGGGCCCCGGCACCCAAGGGAAGCGGGUCGGCGCCGGCCGACUGUGGCUCUCGGGACCACCAGGCGGGCGUGGGGCGUCCGUGUGAAACGCUAAGCUGCCUGGAGGCGGUCGGACCCCCCGGGGCCUCUCUGCAAGCCCCGGCCUCCCAGGCCCCGAGUCUCGUCCGUCUGAGCGUCAGCAGCCUCGUCCACCCGAGGAGCGGCAGUGGCGGCCACCCUCCGACCAGCGGCACCGGCCCGGCCCAGUCUUCGGAGCAGGAGGCCAUCCCGGGACCGGCAAGCCUGCCUCCCCCCGCCGGCCCCUACACCAGGCCGCCACCCGGCCCCCCCCUCCUGGCCAGUUACUCCCAGGAACAGCUCGCCGUCCUGCCGGCCGCCCACAGCCAGGACGCCCCCAGGAAGCCGGGCCCCGAGAACCGCAAGGAUGCCACCCCCAAGCGCGCAGGUCGAGAUGAUGCUUGCCUUCCUACGGCCAAGCGGCAGAAAUCCGGGCUGCCGACUCCCCUCAGGCCCGAGGGCGUGCCCCUGGCGGGCCGGACCCUGGACAGCCUCUCCGACCAGGCUCCGGCCGCGGUGGGGGGCGUGGCCCCCACGCCCGGGCCCCCGAGCGGCCUGAGCCGGCCAGACGGUCUGAGCCGACUCUUCCUGAGCAGCGCGGGCUUCGGGCCCACGGCCGGGCGGCCUGCCGACGGUCCGUGCUGCCCCCAGCCUCUGGGGUUGGAACAGCUUCCCAGUCAGGCCCCCGCGCAGCACCUGCAGCCCCCGACACAGCACCUCCCUGCUCAAGGUGGUGCCCAGCUGCACGGCACCCACCUGUACCUGAAGCAGCAGCAGCAGGUGCAACAGCAAGGACAGCAGCAGCAGGUGCAGCAAGUGCAGCAGCAGCAAGUGCAGCAGCAGCAGCAGCAGCAGCCGCCGCCACCACCGCAGCAGGCAGCACAGGGAGGCCAGUUACGCGAGAGGCAUCACCUGUACCAGCUGCAGCACCACCACGGGCCCCUAGGCGAGGGCUCCCUCCACGGCCCGCCCCAUGGCACCCACCAGCAGAGGGUGCUGCAGCCAGAGGUGCAGAUGCAAAAGAAAAGGAACCUCGUCCCAGUGCCCCCAGCCCCCCAGCUGUCCCUGCAGGCCAAGCUUCGUGGGAAUGACCAGUCGCGAGCCAAGGUGGGGCAGCCUCACCCCCACCAUCACCAGCAGAUGCCCCCGACCCAGCCCCAGCACUUUGCCGGCUCCCAGUCUGAGAAGAGCUGCGACAACCACCACGGCCACCCGCCGGGCCAUCUCAACCCGGACGUUCUGCACCCUCCCCAAGAGGCGGGGGCCCGGCCGUCGGGGACGGUGGGCCCCUCGGAGCACGGGCCCGGGCCCGGCCAGAUGCAGAGGCUCCUGACGGUGAGGGGCCUGGACCAGCAGCCACCCCCGCCUUUGCCGCAGAUGGUGCCCCAGCCCCCCGUGGCGGCUCGGCCCUCGGAGCUGAGCUGCGGCCCACACCGGCAGGAGCGGCACCGCGUCUCCAGCUACUCGGCCGAGGCUCUCAUCGGGAAACCCGCAUCCACGUCAGAGUCGCGGCUGGGCCUGCCGGUUCAGGGAGCCCGGGGCCCCGAGCAGCUGGAUGUGAGAGGUUAUCUCGGCGUCCCCAGGAACAAGGGCCCGGGCCUCGCCAAUAUGCAGACGCGAGGGGAGCAGACCCCAGCCGCCGCGGACCUCCGCCAGGCCUUUAAGCCGAGCGGCAGCGCCGGACCCCAGCCUCCGGGCAGUUUCGAAGCCCAGCCGCCGCGCAACGGGGACGUCGGUCACCCUGCGCCGGCCCUCAGGGCCCCGCCGGCCCAGGCUUUCCGAGUCGGGCAGGGCAGCGGCCCGCCCGCCGACCGGCAGAAGAGGGUGGCUUACCCCGCGGUCCAGGGUGGGCCCACGGGUGCCACCGCCCUCCCGAGGGAGGGUGGGAACCCCUGCCACCAGAGCUUCAUGCAGAGCUUACUGGCAUCCCACCUCGGGGAGCCGGCCCUCGGGCAUCCCCGGCCACUGGCCGAGCACUCGAGGAGUGCCCAAUGCGGCCCGCUCCCCGCCCUGGAGUACGCCUGCCCCCCGGUGCACGACAGUGUCCGCCUGCGGCGGGACGGGGACGGUCAGGGCCGGGAGAGCUGCGACCUGGCCUUAGGGGCCCUGACCUCAAGGAGUAGUGGUGCCCUCAGCCUCCCUUUCUCGAGCCCCCCCUCCUCCUCGGGGGACGUCCAGGGCCGAAACCCGAGCCCCGGCCUGGUGGCCCAGAAAAUCCAGCCCGGGAGGAUGAGCGAUGGCCAUGGGGGCAAGAGUCACGUGACCCCAGUGGUCUCCUCGAGCAUGCACGGGGGGGCCCGGCCCGGCCCACCCCACCCCCCGGGGCCCCGCGGAGGGGCCGACCCGGGACCCCCCAUCCGCCCGCCCAACACUUCCAUCCCGCAGCGCUCGCGGCACCCUCUUCAGGACGGUGCCGCUGCCAAGCUCCGCCCCCCCGAGCGGAGUCGCCCCGGACCCCACAGGCAUGGGAACGUCUUCGAUCCGACCCUCCCGGCCCUGCCGCACCUCCCUCUGCCUGGCGGGGCUGGCGGGGGCACCACCGGCGGUAGCAUGAUCCUGGGCCGCCAGCAGCCAGGCGCUGAGAAGAGAGGGGGUAUCGUCCGCUUUGUGCCCGAGAGCCCCCAGGGGCCGAGCGACCCCGGCGCGGCUCCGGAUCAGCACACGCUCUCCCAGAACUUCAGCUUCCCGUUCCUACCCGAGGGGGGCAUGAACGCCCCUCUCAAUGCCAACGCCUCCUUCAUGCCACCGGUCACGCAGGCUGGGCCCGCCCGUGCACCCACUCUGCUCCCGGUGGACUCUCAAAACGCCCUGCCCUCUUUCUACCCACCGUAUUCGCCUGCCCACCCACCCCUGCCCAAUGACCUCUCCAUCCCAUACUUCUCCAACCAGAUGUUCUCCAACCCCGGCCCCGAGAAAGCCGACGCUGGCGGGCUGAACAACCGCUUCGGCUCCAUCCUGAGCCCGCCCAGGCCCGUGGGCUUCGCGCAGCCAAGCUUCCCCCUCCUCCCGGACAUGGCGCCCGUGCACGUCGCCAACCCCGCACACCUGCCCAACUUCAACAUGACCUCACUCUUCCCGGAGAUCGCCUCGGCUCUGCCCGACGGCUCGGCUGGGUCCCCCCUGCUGUCUGUGGCCAACCCGGCCGCCUCGGACUCGGCCAAACAGCCAUCCAACAGGCCUGCCCACAACAUCAGCCAUAUUCUGGGGCAUGACUGCAGUUCGGCCGUGUAGCGGGGGUGGAGGGGCGGGCAAGCCCCAGCCCCCUCCGGGGGGUGGGGAGUAUGGGGGCAGACCCCGACUUCAGCCUAUUGGCUGUCCUGAGCCCCGCUGUCCGUGGGUCCAGUAGUCAGUCGCCUCCCUCCUCCUGCCUGCUUCGGGUCAGAGGUAAUUUUUCAGGGAGAAGAGUUGGAUGAUGCCGUCCCUCGACCAACUCCCCGGAAAAUGAAGCCAGAUGUACAGGUAAUGUGGUGAUUUGGGGGUGUAAUUAAUAAUCCCCUUAAAUAGGCUGGCCCGGCACCAGCUCUGAAGACGUUACCGGGAAAAUCGGUCCAUCAGUGGUACUUCUUGAGAGCCUACUGUGUCCAGCGCAGAGGAAGGCCGGAGGGGCGACCUCUUGGAAGCGGUGUCGGGGUUGGGGGAAGGCUGUUAAUUUGGGUGGCUGGUUCAGGCCUUCCCCAGACCUCCUGGGGUGGAAAGUCAGAUAAGACCUUGGCUGUGUGGUAACAGUGUUGGCCGGAAGCUGGCUGGGGAAAUGGAGAAGGGAAGACCCAUUGCAGAAAUGGCUUUGUUUGAGCCCCUGGGCAUGUACCCGCACCUACACGCACCCACCCCUCCCUGCCCUUUUCUGCUUCCUCCUGCUCCACAUUGUUCUCUCCGGAUGGCAGCUGGGGCAACCCUGGGCAUCCAGCUCCAAGGAGGAGCUGCUAGGCCACCUCCUGGAGAGCGGAGUCCCUGGGUGCCCCUGACCUAUCGGCCACCGUGGCCACCUGGGCUAGUCCACCCCUUGCCUCACAUGGGCAGCCUCACUGGAGCCAUUUUCAGAAGGCACAGGUGACGCUCCCCUUUUGAGGUCUCCAGCCAUGCAGUUCCCCUGGGCCGGAUCUCUUCUCCUCCACCUACCCCUCCUCCAGCCCCUCUUCUUCAGGUGAAGGAACAGGUAGAGCUGGGCCUGGAGGAAGGUGAGGGGAGGUGGGCAAGGCGCUGAAGGUCAUAGAGGUGAGACCUGUCUUCAACAGGACCCGCCCCACAUUGCCCCCUCUCCCCCCCUCACUACUGCACUUUAGCUGCCUCGUGCUCCCAGGGCGCCCACCCGCUACCCACCCUCUGAGCCCUUGGCCAGCCGGGGCUCCCCUGCCGGAGCGUUGAACCUGCUGCAGCUGUUUCUCACUGUUGCCUUAGCUCCCGCAGCAGCUGGCGGAGGGGGAAGGGCGGCAGCUGACCGGAACCAACACCGGGCCUGGGUCCCGAGCCCUGUUCUGCUGCGGGAAUCUCAGCAGGGGUGGCCCCCGGGCAGAGCGACGCCCGGAAAGGGAGGGGAAACUGUUCAGGCUGCAGAAAGAACAAGGUGUAUGUAUUGGGGGGAGGGAGGAUGUGGGGACCCCUGCUCCGUGCCCUCGGGGGUGCAGUGCCUGACACUGCCCACAGUGGUUGCCCUCAGCGAUGGUGGAAGAAGUUGGAGACCCUCCACUCAUCCCGGGAUCCCGUUCCCCUGUCUGGGAGGCCUCAUGUCCCCAGCCCAACCUCUGGCACCAAGCCAGGGAAGUAGGGGCUCCCAGGCCUUGGCGCUCCCUCGGGGGCUGGUCCUUUUUACCCCGGGCCUGGGUGCCACAGUGGGGGCCCUGCCCAGGUCAGAAUUCAGAGGGCAGCACCAGCUCCCCAAUUUGUGACGAAGCCCUGGGGUCUGGCUUCCACCUGUAACUCUGAGGGCAGCCAGUUGCUGAGGCCUUGGGGGACGGGAUGCCAGGCCAGACUCUUCGGGAAGCCUGAGAUUUCUAUUGUCCAAUGGAACACUUUAAUGGUUGUAAUAAUUAUUUGUAUAGAGAUGGAUAUAGUAUUUUAUUUAAAAAAAUGGAAUUUGC
Molecule: messenger RNA, 8501 nt
Organism: Ornithorhynchus anatinus (platypus)
Lineage: Eukaryota; Metazoa; Chordata; Mammalia; Monotremata; Ornithorhynchidae
Gene: USF3
Product: upstream transcription factor family member 3
Exons: 7
Coding region: 166-6654 (2162 amino acids)
Molecular function (GO): protein dimerization activity
Source: RefSeq, a predicted model, not a curated record